Molecule: messenger RNA, 459 nt
Organism: Ustilaginoidea virens
Lineage: Eukaryota; Fungi; Ascomycota; Sordariomycetes; Hypocreales; Clavicipitaceae
Exons: 5
Coding region: 1-459 (152 amino acids)
Biological process (GO): regulation of DNA-templated transcription; protein folding
Cellular component (GO): cytoplasm; prefoldin complex
Source: RefSeq, a predicted model, not a curated record
AUGGCCGCGGAAACAGAAACAAUCAACCUCGACUCCCUCGAGCCCCCGCAGCUGGCCCAGGUGAAGAAGCAGCUCGACGAGGAGCUGGAGCACCUGACCUCGUCGUACGCGCAGCUCCACGGCGCCCAGAACAAGUUCCGCGAGUGUCUGCGAUGCGUCGACGCCCGCGCGGGCCCCAAUACCGCGGCGCCGAGCGCGGUGCUCGUGCCCCUGACGAACUCGCUCUACGUCAAGGGGGAGCUGUCGAGCGCGGAGACGGUGCUGGUCGACGUGGGGACGGGGUUUCUGAUCGAGAAGAAGUUGGGCGCGGCGCAAAAGUUCUACAAUGAAAAGGUCAAGGAGCUGGGGAGUAACCUCAAGGAGCUGGAGGCCAUCCUUCAGCGGAAGCAGGCCAACGUCAGAGCCGUGGAGGAGGUGUUGCGACAAAAGCUCAUGGCUGUGCAGGAGGCGCGAUCAUGA